This is a messenger RNA of Linum trigynum, 4119 nucleotides long. The record is from the annotation of a GenBank genome assembly. NCBI's taxonomy places the organism in Eukaryota, Viridiplantae, Streptophyta, Magnoliopsida, Malpighiales, Linaceae.
CACGAAUUUAGCGUCACCGGUUUAGACGGUAGCCGAUCGAGAAACGGGGCCGCGGUUUAUGCUGAUUUCCCCCCUUCCCUUUCGCAUUCCAUUUAAUAAAAAUUAAAAAAAAAAAAAUUUGGUCUGGUUGUUCUAGGGUGUCUCCUUCGUUUGCUUCCCUCUGCUAAAGGCCGCUUUUCCACAGUGCCGCUUUUCUUCUUUCUUUCCCCUAUUAUUUAGUCGCACUCUCCGUCCAUUUCCAGACCUCGGCAUUCCCACACAUAGAUAGCAGUCCUUCUUCUUCUUCUACUUUCCUCCACGUUCCUCCACCUUUGACCUUCUUAUAACCUCUUUCCCCGUUAUGUAAUUUCUUUCGCCGGAGAUUAUUGUUUAUUGAGGUUCUUUUCUCUCUCUCUCGAGUAGGCCCCGGACGCAGGGGAAGCAACAAACAGCUGAACCGAUUCCGGCCAGCCAUGGCUCUCCUGCUUCGUUCCUUUCUGCUCGGUUUGAUCUGCAUUGCUCUGUUUUCCAGCCGCUGCUUUGGCGCCGACCCAACGGUCUCUUACGAUUACAAACUCACUUACAUAACCGCCUCCCCUCUCGGCGUUCCUCAACAGGUGAUUGCUGUGAAUGGACAGUUCCCUGGUCCAGUCCUGAAUGCUACUACCAACUACAAUGUCGUUGUGAAUGUUAUCAAUGAGUUGGAUGAAGGUCUCCUCAUUACUUGGCCUGGGAUUCAAAUGCGGCGAGAUUCGUGGCAAGAUGGUGUCCGGGGCACAACAUGUCCAAUUAGGCCAAAGAAGAAUUUCACUUAUAAUUUCCAAGUGAAGGAUCAGAUUGGGAGCUACUUCUACUACCCCUCGCUGAAUCUCCAAAGAGCAUCUGGUGGUUUUGGCCCUGUAAUUAUCAACAACAGGGAUGUUAUUUCAAUCCCUUUUGCACAGCCUGAUGGCGACAUUAACCUCCUCAUUGGGGAUUGGUACACUCAAAACCACACGGCAUUGAGGACUACUCUUGAUUCUGGGAAUGAACUUGGAAUGCCUGAUGGAGUUCUAAUUAAUGGGAAGGGACCUUUCAAAUACAACUCUAGUGUACCUGAUGGUAUUAAGUAUGAAACCCUUAAUGUCGAUCCAGGCAAAACUUACAGAUUUCGGGUGCACAAUGUGGGCACUUCAACUAGUUUGAACUUCAGAAUUCAAGGUCACAAUCUGCUUCUGGUGGAGACAGAGGGACGUUAUACAUCACAACAGAACUACACCAGCUUUGAUAUCCAUGUUGGCCAGUCUUACUCAUUCUUGGUCACCAUGGAUCAGAACGCAACCAGUGACUACUAUGUUGUGGCAAGCGCCCGAUAUGUGAAUGAAACAGUUUGGCAGAGAGUCACUGGUGUUGCCAUCUUGCACUACUCCAAUUCCCAGGGACCAGCCGCUGGUCCUCUGCCUGAGGCACCAAACGAUAUCUACAACCAGUGGUCUGCCCUGAACCAGGCAAAAACUAUCAGGCAAAAUACAUCUGCAAGUGGGGCUAGGCCAAAUCCACAGGGCUCAUUUCACUAUGGCCAGAUCAAUAUUACCAACACAUACAUUUUGAGGAGCUUGCCACCGGUUUCAAUCAAUGGGAAAAUGCGCGCAACUCUAAAUGGAAUAUCGUUUCGAAAUCCGGAUACACCAAUCAGGCUUGCUGAUGUUCACAAGGUGAAGGGAGCGUACAAGCUUGAUUUCCCCAGUCAGCCGAUGAACAGACCUCCUGUGGUGGACACAUCUGUCCUAAAUGCUACAUACAAGGGGUUCGUCGAGAUCAUACUGCAGAAUAAUGACACCAGGUUGCAGAGCUUUCACAUGGAUGGUUACUCAUUUUUUGUUGUCGGGAUGGACUGGGGAAUCUGGUCUGAGAGCAACAGGAACGGAUAUAACAACUGGGAUGCCAUUUCUCGCUCCACGGUUGAGGUGCAUCCUGGAGCGUGGACCGCCGUCCUAGCAUCCCUCGACAAUGCGGGUGUAUGGAACCUGAGAGUGGAGAAUCUCGACAGGUGGUAUCUCGGUCAAGAGACAUACAUGAAAAUAGUCAACCCCGAGGAGAAUGGUGAAACUGAGUUUGCUCCACCCGACAAUGUAGUGUUCUGUGGCCAGCUUCAGAACCUGGAGAAGGACAAGAAGUCCAAUGCAGGAGGGUCGACAAUGGCGAGGAGAUCGAACGUGUUGGUCAGUCUGGCGAUGGCGCUUUCUGCUGUCUUCUUCUACUGCAUUUUGGUCUGAAACAUUUUUAUACAAAGUGUGAGUGGAAAGAAACAAAGAGAUAACACAAAAGGUCUAAUUUUUAUGAGGGAAUUGUUAGUGGCUAUUGAUCCUGUUGAUUUAACUGUGUAGUCUCUUCUAAAUGUUCUUGUUUUGUUUAUAGAGGUGGUUCUUCUCAGUUCUCACUUUGUUAGUGCUAAAUGUUAACCACAGCAUUCAAAAUCAAUCCGUUCCCCUUAGUUUCCUUUUUUCUAAAUAUAUAUAUCUAUAUUGUCGUCGUAUUUAUUAAUUAUCAUGUUUUGCUCCUCCAUUUCGGGGUCGUUGUCUCAUUGUCUGGUCCUCCAUUAAUGGCCGUUGACUAUCCUAAUAAUGAUCCGAGUGUCUCUCGCUGUCUCUACCUUUGCAAUCAUUCGGUUCGAUGCACGUUGAUGUGGGCCUCCGAGCGGCCCAUUGGACUGCCCCAACUGUGUGGCGGAACUAGGAGAUCAGAAGCCCGAAUGUUUCAUACGGGCUGGGCUGAAGUUGACUUGUGGGAUGCGAAUGGUCCAUUGCCAGUGUUGGUCCAGGCCGAAAUGAUGAGCAGGCGCGGGACCCAGAAAAAUACGGCGAACAUCAUCAAGAGAAUUAAUCAAACAUGGGGAAAUCAAAUAUUUGUUGAUACACCCACAUCAUUAAAAUCAACGACAAAAAGGACAACAUUAAAAUUUUUCAGACAAUUUUCUCGUUAUCAUUCGAAGAAAGAAGAGGAAAUUAACAAACCCUAAUUAUUGAGUCACAUAAGCAUGCAUGCCUGCCGGCUUCUUUUUCCAGUGCAAGAGCGUGAAGCCCCUCCCUUUUGACUAUGAAGCAGCAUUGCACUACACUGUGACAACUGCAUGCUGCUGUCUCCUUUGGUAGUCAUAUGAUGACGGAAUUUGGAGACUGCCCAGAUAAGAGCAGACCAAAAAGAAAGAUGCAGAUGUACCCUAAACCAAAACAACACAUAUAUAUAUAUAUAUAUGUUAAAAAACUCUAAACACUUUUGGUCUAUUUAAGGGCAAGGUGAUCGAUCAUCAGCUAGAAAUUAAGGAACAAUGGUGGCAGUUUUGGCUGCCAAGAGCUUUCCCUCGUCUCGUUGCAUUCAGCUACCUAGCUUAUUGGUCGUACUACUGCAUAAUGUGUACGUGGGUUUUGUGGAUCUCUGCUUCAACCAUUGCAUAAGCGUAAGUAUGUACAUAUCCCCCAUAUUUCCUUUCACUUCCUUAUUCUUAGCUUGUCACUUGGAGAUUUCCAUUUGCAAUGGACGUGGUAAUGGCGGCUUAACCAUGAUGGGUUAAGAUCGAUGUAGUCCUGAUCGAUUGAUGCCUCACUAUACAAAAAACAUCAUUUUUGCUUGCCGCCCAUCUCUUGCUUCUCUAUGAUCAGAUGGCGUUUCUGUACCUUAAUUGGUAGCAAAGGAAAGUUAACUCGGGUCAUCAUGGACCAAACUAUAUAUAUAUCUUCUCCUAGCUACUAUAUCAUCUACACAGCUAAGCACGGGGCAGUUGCUGAUUCAUUAACCGGUCCUCAUUCAGGCUGUCAUUCUCAUGUUUGGGGAAGUGGGGGAGAUGACGGGUUUGGGUUGGGUAAAAGUGAAAGUCUCUCCUUCAACUGAAUGUCCUUCAACAAAUUGCCCUGUAGCUUUUCUUCUCUUUAUAGUUAUGCGGUAUAAGAUUCAUUAUUAAUUUUUUCUUCUUCUUCUUCAGUAAAUCGAGUUAUUCGGAUCAAUUAGUUUAUGAAAUGGUAUUAGAGCCUUCUGUGAUAGAGAUGUCUUCUGUUCGAAUGUCUCGAUCGAUGACCUUAUUUUUGAACUGUACGCAAAUUUCAAACUCGUACAAGUAGCUAGCUUGAGUUUGAGGGAGCGUGUUAGUAAAUGGCCUGAGAUAUG